AUGUCAAAGAAAGGUGACGGUCAGGGAACUUCCCCAGCAAACGAUGCUCUACCACCGGGAGUGAGCUGCGACAUAUGUAAGAAUCCGGAUAACAGUCGGAUGGUAGCGUGUGAUUCGUGUGGGCAGUGGUUUCAUUUCGCGUGUGUUAGUGUGGAUUCAAAUGUUCAGGAUGAGGAGUGGAGUUGCAAGAAAUGCCUUGAGGCGGUGAUUCAACUUCCAGCCGGUGCAUCUACACCUAAUACCGACACUGGAGUGAUACCAAAGCCCGGAACCAGGCUAACAGAAUCUAAUCUGGAGGAGUACGUGCAGAAACAGUUGGCGGUGAUGCAGGUGGGCUUUGAACGUUUGUUGAAGGCGAAAGAUGAUCGGCAUCUGAAGGAGCUCAGAGAUCAACGGAAGAAAUAUGAACAGGUGUUGAAAGACACGGAGCGACGUGUGCUAGAGCGUGUGGAAAGGCAAAACUUAAUUAGCUCAAGUGGGGGUGGAUUAACGGCGAGUUCAACUGUAAAUCAACCGGCACAGAUGGUGUCCAGUGGAUCGACUGGUAAUCAAAACCCGAAAUUGUUAGGUAGCAGAUCAACAGCGAGUUCUACGAGUUAUCAUCCACAGCAGGUGGCAGGAGGAUCAACGACAGGUGCGAUCGGAAGUCAGCCGUUGCCAUGGACGUUGGGAACCGGACCGACAGCAAGUUCGACGGAAAAUCCACUGCCACAAAUUAAUGCACAAGAGGUGAGUCAGGGCAAUGAGGCUCUAGCACAUGAGUUGAUGUUGCUGGAUGAGCAGCAGGCAUUAGAGAAGAAACAUAUGGAGGAGCGAAGCCGCCUUUUACAACGGCAUGCGAUGUUCGGCGGAGGAGCAGCCGGUGGAAUCGGACUGAAUCCUCAGGCGACAGCAUUCCAACCGAUUGGUAGCGGGUUUUUCGGUGUUUCUUCGCUAAGUCAAGGUCAGAUUUCAGCGCGUCAAGCUAUCAACAAGGAGCUUCCCAUAUUUUCCGGCAACCCAGAAGAAUGGCCGCUUUUUCUAGCAAGCUACGAGAACUCGACCAGGAUUUGCGGAUAUAGCGACGAAGAAAACAUGCUUCGACUUCAACGAAGCCUCAAGGGAAAGGCAAUGGAAACGGUACGUUGUCGUCUGUUGCAUCCUGCCAACUUACCGGGGGUUAUAGCGACGCUGAGAACCCUGUUUGGGAGACCGGAAGUCAUCGUCCAUUCGCUGGUGAAUAAGAUCCGGGAAAUGCCAUCGCCGAAAGCUGAAAAACUGUGCACGCUGAUCGAUUUCGGAGUUGCAGUUCAAAACGUCUGCGCGACCAUCACAGCUUCAGGUCUCGACGAGUAUAUGUGCAACGUGGCGCUACUCCAAGAACUGACGGAGAGAUUGCCGCCUUCUAUUAGACUGAACUGGGCGUACCAUCGGCAGGGACUGAACAGAGUCACUCUUUCGGAAUUCGGAGACUGGCUUGGGAAGUUAGUUGAAGCAGCGAGCAUAGUCACGAUGCCAACCCUCAACAUCUCGAAACCAGAGAGACGUGGAAGGAAAGACGACAACUACAUCAACGUUCACUCGGAAACCAACUCUAGUUGCGAAGUUCUCUCGUUAGAUCGCCCGAUUACUGCAUCAAAGGGCUGUCUCGUAUGUUUGAACGAAUGCAGCGGUCUGGACACGUGUGGCAAGUUUCUCGCCUUGGGCGUCGGGUCCCGUUGGACAGUUGUGAAAGAGCAAAGGUUGUGCAGAAAGUGUCUACGGAGGCAUUACGGUGCCUGCCACGUGAAAACACCCUGUGGAAGAAACGGUUGCUCGUUCAUGCACAACACAUUGUUGCACGACGACAAGCGAUAUAACAAACGUUUGACUCCCGAACCAGCGCAGCAGUCUAACGAGAGUUCAACAACACAGAGCUGCAACACACAUUCGAAGAGGGCGGGAAAGGUUUUAUUUCGGUACGUGCCUGUAACGAUCUACGGUAAGGGAAAGCAAGUGACAACCUAUGCUUUCCUCGACGAUGGGUCGUCGGCGACUUUGAUGGAGCACGGCCUACUGAGAGAAUUAGAUCUUAAAGGAACGCCCUAUCCAUUGUGCUUGAAUUGGACGGGUGGCCACCAGCGGGAAGAAGAUGAGUCAGUCUUACUGACGUUGAAGAUCUCCGGUGUAAAUGACACUCGUGAAGUGUUCGACCUUCCAGAGGUUUAUACGGUUAGGGAUCUUUCUCUUCCGAAACAGUCGGUCUCAGUCUCGCAGUUGGCAACUAAGUACAGCUAUCUCAAAGGUUUGCCAUUGAAAUCCUACGAUGAUGUCUCUCCACGGAUCCUUAUAGGGAUGAACAAUUGCCGCCUGGGUCACGCCCUGAGAAGUGUCGAAGGUGGUGAGAACGAACCGGUGGUGUCCAAAACCCGCCUUGGAUGGAUGAUAUACGGACCUUGCACCAUGGAAUCUGGUACGACGAACUCCGGCUAUAGCAGUUAUCACAGUUUCCACAUCUGUCCCUGUGUUAGGGAAGAAGAAAGGGAUCUGAAUGCGGCACUUAAGGAAUACUACUCAAUUGAGUCGUUGGGAAUCUCUGGUUCACAAAAAUCACUACAUUCAAAAGAUGAGGAGCGCGCGAUUAAAAUUCUGUCAACCGAAACACGACUGGUAGGGAAUCGCUACGAGACCGGCCUAUUGUGGCGCUAUGAUCAAGUACAGCUACCCGACAACAAGGGAAUGGCUGCAAAGCGCCUAGCUUGUCUACAGAAGCGAAUGAGACGGGAACCCGAAUUAGCUGCGGCGAUGCGAUCGAAAAUGCUUGAGUACGAGGAGAAGGGUUACAUUCGGCGAGUGUCGGCAAUGGAGAAGGCGGAGAAACAUUCUAACGACUGGUAUCUACCAAUCUUCCCAGUAACCAACCCGAACAAACCAGGGAAGCUACGAAUCGUAUUCGACGCGGCCGCCAAGGUCAACGGCGUCUCACUGAACUCGUUCCUCCUAACGGGACCCGAUCAAUUGGUGUCACUGCUUACAGUUCUGUAUAAGUUUCGCGAGUUUCGCGUCGCCGUAGUGGGAGACAUUCGGGAAAUGUUCUUCCAAGUACAGAUGAAGAAGCUAGACCAACGAAGCCAGAUGAUUUUGUGGAGCAACGGUAAUCCGGAGGAUGAACCCGAAGUGUAUGCGGUAGCAGUUAUGACGUUCGGUGCGGCAUGCUCUCCAAGCUGUGCGCACUAUGUCAAGAACCGAAACGCUGAAAGAUUCGAAGAGCAGUAUCCACGAGCGGUAGAGUGCAUAAAGUAUGAGCAUUAUGUCGACGACAUGUUGAUGAGUGUUGAGACUGAGGAGGAAGCUGUAAAACUAGCCAGCGAGGUACGAUCUAUCCACUCUCAGGGAGGAUUCGAGAUACGCAAUUGGUUAUCAAAUUCCCGUUCGGUCAUCGAUAAUCUGCACGAGGUCAGUACCACGGAAAAGAACAUGAGCUUUUGCGCGGAGAUGACGACGGAAAAGGUGCUCGGUAUGUGGUGGGACACCACAACAGACACGUUCACGUUCAAAUUAUCACCGAAGCACGACGAGCAGCUACUUUCCGGAAUCAGGAUGCCAACAAAACGAGAAGUUCUGAGAACAUUGAUGGCUAUAUACGAUCCGUUGGGAUUCAUUGGUAAUUUCCUCAUCUACUUGAAGAUCCUGAUGCAGGAAAUCUGGCGUUCCGGAUGUGGUUGGGAUGAUGAAAUCAACGGAAAGCUGGCCGAAAAGUGGCAGACGUGGAUCGAAGCGUUGCCGAACGUCCAUCAAGUUAAGAUUCCUCGCUGCUACCGAAUUAUAACAUCUGCCAAACCAGCCAACAAUGUGGAAUUGCAUAUUUUCUGCGAUGCCAGCGAGAGUGGGAUGGCUGCUGUGGCCUACUUCAGGUUCGAGGAAGAAGGAAAGGUGGAAUGUGCGAUGAUUGGAUCUAAAACACGCGUAGCCCCUCUGAAGUUUCUCUCUAUCCCUCGACUUGAGCUGCAAGCUGCCGUUAUUGGAGCUCGUCUAGCCGACUGUAUCGUCAAAUCACAUCGUAUUAAGAUCAUGCGCCGUGUUUUCUGGAUAGACUCCCGUGAUGUGAUAUGCUGGUUACGAUCUGACCAUCGGCGCUAUAGCCAGUUCGUUGCCUUCAGGGUCAGUGAGCUGCUGGAUACAACUCAAGCGGAUGAGUGGAGAUGGUUACCAACUAAGAUGAACGUAGCGGACGAAGGUACGAAGUGGCAAAGGCUGCCAGACUUACGCCCUAGUAGCCGCUGGUUUCGCGCACAGGAUUUUCUUUGGGAAUCGGAAGCCGAAUGGCCUGGUCACAAUCGAGAUCAAGGAUCAACUGUAGAAGAAAUUCGACCCAGUGUCCUACAUCAUACAGUUACCGAGCCGCUAGUGAGUUUCGAGCGCUUCUCCAAAUGGAAACGUCUGCUGAGAUCGAUGGCAUAUGCCCAUCGUUUCAUCACGAAUCUUCAUAAGCGCAUCGAAGGGGCCACCGCCGAGCUGGGACCACUAACGCAGGAAGAGCUGAAACUGGCGGAAAGCACAAUUUACCGGAUUGUUCAACAGCAGGCGUACCCUGACGAAAUGCGCUUGAUCCGUAGCAAUAGCUCAGAUGCCAGUCCGUGGAAACGUACCUUGCCAAAAAGCAGCUCGUUGUACAAGCUGAGUCCAGCUAUCGAUGAACUCGGUGUUCUACGGAUGCGAGGGCGUAUAAACGCAUGCGAAUGGGUUGACGAGGCGACCAAAAACCCCAUCCUGCUUCCAAGACGGAAUCCCGUGACUGAUCUGGUGCUCGCUGAGUACCACGCUUCUUGCCAUCAUCAGAAUCAUCACACAGCGCUGAACCAGGUACGAUUGAAAUUCAGCAUCCCUCGUCUUCGUUCAGAGUUCGAUCGUGUACGCAGAAACUGUCAGCGUUGUAAAGUCCGACAAUCAAAGCCACAACCUCCAGCGAUGGGAAACCUCCCGCUUGCCCGUAUGGCAGCAUUUCAAAGACCGUUCUCGUACACCGGGAUUGACUAUUUCGGGCCAAUGUCGGUAACAGUUGGCAGAAGGGUCGAGAAAAGAUGGGGAGUACUACUUACCUGCAUGACAACCCGAGGUGUGCACAUUGAAGUAGCACAUUCGUUAACGACGGAUUCUUGUAUUCUGGCACUGCGCAAUUUCAUUGCGAGGAGGGGUUCCCCGCUGGAGAUUAUAAGCGAUCGAGGAACUAACUUCAUAGGAGCGUCGCGAGAGCUGCGCGAGGCCAUGCAGAAAAUCGACAUGACGAAACUUAUGGUUGAAUUCGUCAGUCCUAACACAAAGUGGACGUUCAAUCCACCGGCCGCUCCACAUUUUGGUGGCUGCUGGGAGCGUUUGAUCCAGUCGAUUAAAAAGAUCAUGAACGAUUUCGACGUCCCACGCCUGCCAUCCGACGAGAUUCUGCGAUCCAUGCUAUUGGAGAUCGAGAUGAUCCUGAACUCAAGACCGCUCACUGACAUACCGCUAGAAAACGACGCGGAACUUCCGUUAACGCCGAACCACUUCCUAUUAGGAUCGGCAGACGGGACUAAGCCCCCGAUUAUCUUCGAUAAUGAACCGGCAGCCCUCAAGCGGUCAUGGACGAUGGCCCAGCUGUAUGCCGACAGGUUUUGGAAAAGAUGGGUGGCCGAGUACCUGCCCACGUUGACACGCAAGACAAAAUGGUUUCAACCGGUGAGGCCCAUCCAGAAGGGUGAUCUGGUGCUAAUCGUGGACUGCAAUCUUCCACGGAAUUGUUGGCCACGAGGACGUGUGGUCGAAGUGGUUCAAGCCAAAGACGGACAGGUUCGUCGAGUCACCGUGCAGACUGCGACUGGGCUUCUGGAGAGGCCAGCGACCAAGAUUGCGGUGCUGGAUGUCGGUGCUAACGGCGGUAAGCCACAUGGACAGUGGCGUACCGGGGGGGAGUGUCACAUCACUAUGGAUUGUGACGCACCUCUUAUUACACCUCAUUGA
Molecule: messenger RNA, 5952 nt
Organism: Topomyia yanbarensis
Lineage: Eukaryota; Metazoa; Arthropoda; Insecta; Diptera; Culicidae
Exons: 1
Coding region: 1-5952 (1983 amino acids)
Biological process (GO): DNA integration
Molecular function (GO): nucleic acid binding
Source: RefSeq, a predicted model, not a curated record